Drosophila virilis is the source of this 601-nucleotide messenger RNA. RefSeq names its product iron-sulfur cluster assembly 2 homolog, mitochondrial. The record is from RefSeq and is a predicted model, not a curated record. Gene Ontology annotation, cellular component: mitochondrion. Gene Ontology annotation, biological process: iron-sulfur cluster assembly. Lineage: Eukaryota; Metazoa; Arthropoda; Insecta; Diptera; Drosophilidae. Gene Ontology annotation, molecular function: 2 iron, 2 sulfur cluster binding; 4 iron, 4 sulfur cluster binding; iron ion binding.
CAAAAGAACAGCUGUUCCCACUUUUGUUUUGAUUACGAGAGACUAUACUUCCAAAUUAAUUUACUAUUUGGGCUUAUCGCAUUACCGUAAUGGCUUUCAUGUUGCGUCAGCUUGCAAGACCUGCGCUGCAAAGAAAUUUGUUCUAUUCGGCAACAAAAUUGCGUCCAGCCGUCAAAGAUGCCGCCGCAGCCACCACAACAAAUACGCAACAGCAGCUGCAGUUGAGUGAAAGUUGUUUGAAACGUUUGCGUGAGAUAUGCAAUGAUGGUUCAUUUUUGCGCGUUACUGUUGAGGGCGGCGGUUGUUCUGGAUUUCAAUACAAAUUUGAUUUGGACAACAAGCUGAAUGAGGAUGACCUACAGUUUGGAGAGGAGCAGGCAAAAGUCGUGAUUGAUACAGUCUCGCUGGACUACUGCACUGGUGCUACCGUAGACUACCAAAGCGAGCUUAUAAGAGCUGGGUUUCGCAUGGUUGCCAAUCCGUUAGCCGAGCAGGGCUGCUCCUGUGGCUCGUCGUUCUCAGUUAAAUUGUAAAUAAGAAUUAUGUUAUACGUUGCUUGUUAAACUUUAGCGAAAUAUUCAAACAUACAGAUAUAAAUUUA